Musa acuminata AAA Group (dessert banana) is the source of this 4110-nucleotide messenger RNA. RefSeq names its product putative pentatricopeptide repeat-containing protein At5g08310, mitochondrial. NCBI's taxonomy places the organism in Eukaryota, Viridiplantae, Streptophyta, Magnoliopsida, Zingiberales, Musaceae. Gene Ontology annotation, molecular function: protein binding. The coding region runs from base 194 to 2749 and encodes 851 amino acids. The transcript is spliced from 3 exons. The record is from RefSeq and is a predicted model, not a curated record.
UUGAAAAGCUUCACCUUGCACCCAUCCGCGCCUACUCCUCUUUCUUCCUGCUGCGCCCCCGCACUCUUCGAUUGGCGUUUCUCGCUAUCGUUCGUCGUAAAGAGCUCUUCCGUCGUCUCAGCAACCAUUUCGUCGAACACAUCUCGUUGAACUUCUAAGUUGAGUUCGUGCCAGUUUCUUCUUCCCUAUCCAUAUGAUGACUGUGAGAUCGAUCAGAAUGACCUGCUUGUUCUCCGCCCCCAUAUCCUACAAAUUUGAUCUUUUCUUCGAUCCUAACCCUAGUUACGGUCUGCAUACCAAGGAUUCCCCGAUCGAUCCCUCCCUCUCCACCAAUCUGCUCGCCCACCAGCUGCUCGAUCUAUUCUCCAAGCCACCCAAACUCCGGGACGCCGAGGAGCUCCAACGCCUCGGCCGCAGCCUCGUCCCGGCGACCGCAGAGGCCGUCAUCAAGGGCCUCAGGAGUUGGAGGACCGCGCACGAGUUUUUCCGGUGGGCGUCGUGGCAGCACGGGUUCCGCCACACCUGCUACACCUACAACGCCAUGGCCUACGUCUUCUCCCGUGCCCGUCGAGCGGCUCAGCUAAAAGGCCUGGCGGCGGAGGUGCUUAAAGAGCGUUGCCCGAUGACCGCUGGCGCUUUGGGGUUUCUAAUUCGGUGCCUUGGUGAUCAGGGUUUGGUCGAGGACGCCAUUCUUGUUUUCGACCGUGCUGUCGAUCUUCACUGCGUCCCUAACUCUUACACUUACAAUUGCUUGCUUGAGGUGUUGGCUAAAGCUGGUUUGGUGGAAGCAGCGGAAUCGAGGUUUAAAGAGAUGGUGAACAGCCGGGGUUUGGAGCCUGACAAGUAUACACUUACCUCGAUGUUGCAGUCGUACUGCAACGUGGGGAAGCUGGCAGAUGUCUGGGACAUCUUUGAGAGGAUAAAGUCGGAAGGCUGGGUUGAUGAACACGUUCUCACAGUCCUCAUUGUUACAUUUUGCAAGUGGGGAAAGGUCAACCAAGUAUGUGAAUUGGUUGAUCAUAUGGAAGGCCUGCGGAUGAUGCCGACCGAGAAGACCUUCAGCGUAUUGGUUCAUGGACUUGUGAGACAAGGGAGACUGGAUAAGGCGCUCGAGAUGUUUGAUAAGAUGAAGUCCCUGGGUUAUAGUGGGGAUCUUGCACUGUACAGUGUGAUAAUUGAGGGGCUUUUUGAGGGGAAAGAGUUUGCCAUGGCUCAUGACAUGUAUAUGGAGAUGAAGAAGAUUGGCAUCUCACCAGAUGUUCUAUUACUCAAAAAGAUGAUCAUGGCAUUUUGUAGAGAAAGGGACUUUUUCAGUGCAAGUCAGUUAUUGGAUGAAGGUGUAGGGUUAAAUUUGGGUAGUUUAAUCUCUCUUUAUAAUGUUGUUCUUGAUGGGCUCAUUGAACAUGGUGAGGUAUACAGAGCUUAUAAGCUACUCUGUGAAAUGAUGAAAUCUAAAGGUUUGCAAGUCCUAAAGUUGGAUAUCGAUGAUCAUGGCAGAUGUGAAAAUGAAACUGAUGUGGAGGAAUUCUUCAGAAUGAAGAAACCUGUUUGCCCAAAUGCUGAUUCUUUUAACAUCGUGGUCUGUGGUUUAUGUGAAGCAAAGAAGCUGGAUGCAGCCUUAGUUCUUUUAAACAAUAUGAUAGGAGUCGGUUACAAGGGUAAACUUUUGAUGUAUAAUAAUCUUAUACAUGAGCUGUGUAAUGUGGAUAGAUUGGAGGAAAGCUAUGAACUUUUGAGAAAAAUGGAGGAGUAUGGGUUUAUGCCCACAGGAUUUACAUAUAACUCAAUUUUUUGUUGUACUUGUAGAAGAGGGGAUUUAUCAGCCGCACUUGAUUUACUUAAGGAGAUGCGAAAACACGGGCAUUUACCAUGGAUAAAACAUUGUACAUUGAUGGUGCAGCAACUUUGUGGAAAUGGAAAAGUAGCAGAAGCAGCAGCAUUUUUGGAUGAUAUGGUUGCACUAGGGUUUCUUCCUGAUAUGGUUGCUUAUUCUGCAGCUAUUGAUGGAUUGUGCAAAUCAGGAGAUGUUGACAAAGCACUAAAACUCUUCCGUGAUAUAUCAUCACGUUGGUAUCUUCCUGAUGUGGUUGCACAUAAUAUUCUUAUUAAUGGAUUUUGCAAAACUGGUAGAUUGCCUGAGGCUCUGGAGAUAUUUGAAGAGAUGUUAAAGAAGGAACUUGUUCCUUCUCCUGUCACAUACAACCUUCUAGUUGAUGGUUGGUGCAAGGCGAAGAACAUUGACAAUGCACUUGCUUGCUUUAAGAAAAUGGUUGAUUCAGACAGGCCACCAACAGUAGUUACUUACACAAGCAUAAUAGAUGGCUUAUGUGAUGCAGGAAGAUCAGAUGAUGCACUUAUGGUGUACAAUGAAAUGAGAGAAAAGGGAUGUGCUCCAAAUCAGAUGACUUACACUGCUCUUAUACAUGGCCUUUGCAAGUGUGGUAGGGCAGAUGUUGCUCUGGUCUACUUCGACAAGAUGAAACAGAAGGAAUUUGAGCUUGAUACUUUUGUAUACUUGUUGCUGAUUAAUUUGUUAAUUAUGAAAGGGAAUUCGGUUAAGGCUCUUGAGCUUUUGAAGGGAGUCCUUCAGAGGGAUAGCUUUCAUUAUAAUUCUAAGAACUCUAUAUUGAUGAAGAAAGCAGUAGGCAAGUUGUUCGCGGAUGAAUCUACUUCAUCGGAUGUUAGAUUACUUAUCGAGAGUGGGCAUAUAUCAUCCAUCCAAAGUCUCCACGACAUGGGGCAGAUGUAGAACAUAACAUUAGCAUCAACUUGGCAACAGAUUUCCAUGUAUGACAGACAUAGGAUACUUUGAUUAAUAUGGCCCAGAGUCGAGACUAGCUCCCAGGACAUAUGCGCAAUGUCAACUGGAAUGUGUUCUUUCAGAUGGAAUAACCAAGGGUGUUCCGUCUGAAAACAGGUGCUGUGGUCUACACUUUUCGUUUUCCUCUGCUGUUCGUGAUACAGUUUUUGAUUUUUUUUUCUAUUUACAUGUGGCAUAGAUUUUGAACAUAUUUAAUCUUCAAUCUUAUCAGUGCCAAAUUCAAGUGCAUGACAUAGGAGUGAGUAUCUGUUCGUCUCAUAGAGAAUCUCAAUAAGUCAAAUUUCCUGUGAACUACUGGUUAAUAUUUGUAACAUUUCAUCUUUUUUUCUCAUCCUAAUAAAUUUUGUGAUUCUUUACGAUGAAAUCUUCUUCAUUUGUUUUUUUCCAAAGAAAACCUGUCCAGCUCCACUGACAAAAUAACACUCCCUUAAUGAUUUAGAAAAUUGUUUCUCACUCACUAACACUUCUUUGUAUCUUUUCCAUUGAUAAUGUGUAACACUAGAUGUUUUAUAUAUUAAGGAGAUCCUGAGUCCAGACUUCUAUAGAGUUUCUCAUGUUUGUGCAAGGUAAUCAAACACUUUUGGAUGUGUUGAAAUCAAUCUGAUGUAGGCAAUACAUUAGUGUGUCAAUUUCUAAAUUAUGGUUUAUGACAGAAAACAAAUUGUAUUGUCCUGUGAGAUGGAAUUUUUAUUUUUUUGAACUAUUUCUAGUGUGUCAUCAAAUAUAUAAACUGUAAAAGCAUCCAUGAAAUAUUGCUUUGAGAUAGAAGUUUAAUAAUAAGCUGUUUAUCAUGUACAACAUGCUCACCAUCUCUGGUCCUACAAGAAGGGUGUAUAAUGUCAUUAAUCUACAUCCAAUGGUAGAAGCAGGCCCCAACAAAUUAAGAUAUUGCAAUUCAGACUCUGACAGCAAUGGAUAGUAGCUCUGUUUUCUGUCAUCAUAUCAUUAACAAGCUGUCGGGACUGCUGGUACACCAACAAGGCGAGUCACCACUUAUGCUCAUGAGCCCAUAGUGCAGCUUGACACCCAAGUGCAGACCUUCUCGUCCUAAUUUGUUUUUACUAAACUCAGCACUCUUUCUUAAUGUUUCAUUUGGAGAAAUUAUAGGGUUAUGUGAAUAAACUUAUCUUAGAUGCAUCUUACUACCUGUAAUUGACUAUUUGGUUGCAUAGAGAUGUUUAUAUUAAUCAAGACUGAUUGGAGCAGAUAUAAGCAUUGAUGUACCCGUUCCUAGCAUGUUACAUUGUUGGAAAUGAUUCGGUGAAAAUGAAUUAUCAAUCCUAUCGUUA